AUGAUCUUCGGCCAGCUUACCACCAAAAUUAUAAACAAGAAAUUCGGCAUGGAGCUCAAAAUAGGACUUAGCACUGAUUCAUACGGCGAAAGGACCGUGUAUGGCGUCAGCACUGACAAUGACAUUGGCAAGAGGGCAAGCUGGGAGUUCACACACCAGUGGUACCUUCAACCAGUGGUGGUCAAUAAGGAGCUCUUGUUCUACAUUAUCAACCGAGAGUACGAUGAGCUCUUGAAGCUGUCCCAAUCCCCGGACUCGGAUGGCGACCGAGAGGCUUUUACGCACGGCGAAGAUGCGUCUGGUGAUCCUGAACGCUUCGGAUGGAAGAUCGAACGUUACUAA
Molecule: messenger RNA, 342 nt
Organism: Manduca sexta (tobacco hornworm)
Lineage: Eukaryota; Metazoa; Arthropoda; Insecta; Lepidoptera; Sphingidae
Product: microvitellogenin-like
Exons: 2
Coding region: 1-342 (113 amino acids)
Cellular component (GO): extracellular region
Source: RefSeq, a predicted model, not a curated record